This is a messenger RNA of Trichomycterus rosablanca, 1743 nucleotides long. RefSeq names its product RNA binding motif, single stranded interacting protein 2b (gene rbms2b). The transcript has 13 exons. NCBI's taxonomy places the organism in Eukaryota, Metazoa, Chordata, Actinopteri, Siluriformes, Trichomycteridae. Gene Ontology annotation, cellular component: nucleus. The coding region runs from base 12 to 1292 and encodes 426 amino acids. Gene Ontology annotation, molecular function: mRNA binding. The record is from RefSeq and is a predicted model, not a curated record.
GAUCGGGAAUAAUGCUGCUCUCCGCGCCUCCAAGGACAGGAACCAACCCGUACCCCGGCUACCCUCACCGGCCCGGCAAAAAGCAGGCGUAUGCAUCCUCCAUCCAACAGAUGGCACCUCCCAGUCCCAAUACCACCAGCAGCAGUAACGGGAGCAGUGGUGGAGGAGACCAGCUAAGCAAAACCAACCUGUACAUCCGUGGCCUCCACCCGGGCACGACAGACCAAGACCUGGUUAAACUCUGUCAGCCGUAUGGCAAGAUUGUUUCCACCAAGGCCAUCCUGGACAAGACCACCAACAAGUGCAAAGGCUACGGCUUUGUGGACUUUGAUAGUCCAGCGUCUGCGCAGAAAGCAGUGAUGGCACUAAAGGCCACUGGAGUUCAAGCUCAGAUGGCGAAGCAACAGGAGCAGGACCCCACCAACCUGUACAUCUCCAACCUACCGCUGUUCAUGAGCGAGCAGGAGCUGGAGAGCAUGCUGAAGCCAUUCAGUCAAGUCAUCUCUACACGUAUCCUCCGUGACGCCAAUGGUGCCAGCAGAGGAGUCGGAUUUGCCAGGAUGGAAUCGACAGAGAAAUGUGAGGCUGUCAUUCAGCAUUUUAAUGGCAAAUAUAUCAAGACUCCACCCGGAGUGGCAGUGCCUACGGAUCCACUGUUGUGCAAAUUUGCUGAUGGGGGGCAGAGAAAACGCCAGAGUCAAGGGAAAUAUCUUCAACAUGCACGACCAUGGACAAGAGAUCCAGAGACGGGUGGAGUGAUGCUAACCUAUGACCCCAGUCCUGCUCUACAGAACGGGUUCUACUCCUCACCCUACUGCAUUGCUCCCAACAGAAUGAUCACACAAACCUCCAUCUCUCCGUACAUGCAUUCACCAGUAUCAACAUACCAGAUCCACAAUCCAUCAUGGAUGCACCAUCAGUCGUACCUCAUGCCGCCCACAGGAACAGUUUUAACACCCACCAUGGAUCACGCUCUGUCCAUCCAGCCUGCUGCCAUGAUGGGGCCACUAACCCAGCAGCUCAGUCAUCUUACCCUGAGCAGCACCGGCACGUACAUACCUGCAAACACAGCUAUGCAAGGGACAUACAUGCCCCAGUACACCCAAGUGCCUCAUGCUGGUGUAUCAGUCGAGGUAAGGCAACAAACAGGAAGAAACAGUUCAAUGUUUAAUGUUUUCAGAAUAUUUUUGCUCACUUUUUGGGAUCUGCAGGAAAACGGAAUCCAGCAGGAGCAGGUCACUAUAGAAGCGUCCACAGAACAUUCAGCGUACUCCUACCAGCACAGCAAGUAAAAGGAGGUAGUGGGUGGAGGAAUCGGCAGAUUAGAGGUUAUCCUGGGUCUCCUGUUUCUGAUGGUCUGGACAUUAGAGAAGCAGAUAAUGCAAAGACAACAACAGGAGACUGAACCUCAAUCAGUAAAAGGAAACGAGACAUUUACUGUAAUGGAGGCAUUUUCCAGAGUGUCAAGACCAAGCAAAGGACAUGUUUUUGGCAGCAUAAAACACAUACACACACACACUUUAAUAAAGUUUUUUUCUUUUGCAGGCAACAUAUGGCUUUAUUUUGGACAGUCAGUUUAGAACUGUAGUCUUAUUUUUUUUUAUAAAUUUAUAUUUUGCUUCACUUUUUAAAGAUUUGAUUUGUAAGUGUUGUAGAGGUACAGUUUUUGUACAUAGACAAAAUGUGUUAAAAAAAGUUUUAUUGCAUUUUUUAUUAAACAUCAAAGAAACAGUUUGAAACAAA